AUGAUGCCAAAACCUCCGGCUCGGUGGGCGAUUUGCAGGCGAAUAUUUGAAACUGACGAUGAACGCUGGUUGUUGGGUGAUCUUCGCAUGCCAAUAUGCCACGGUGUUGACAUCGAAGGGCUUUCUAUCCCUCAACUGCAACAAUGUCUCGAAAGCAGAAAAUUUUCUGUUUAUGAUCUGACAGAGUGCUACUUGGAAAGAAUCAGACGCAUUAACGGAGUUUUAAAAGCUGUGAUUGAAAUCAACCCUGAUGCUUUAGAUAUUGCUGCUAGGAUGGACUGUGAGCGGAACCAGGGGAAAUAUCACGGCCCGCUUCACGGAAUCCCAUUCCUUGUUAAGGAUAUUAUGUCUACCAAGGACAAAAUGCAAACGACCGCCGGUUCUUCUGUUCUGAAGGAUAUUCUUCUCGAGGCGGUCAAUGCCGGAACCCAUAUUUAUAACCUUGCCGAGCAUCCAGGUGGUUCCAGUUGUGGCAAUAAUGAUGCCCGCCGACCCGCAGUGGAAUCGUUGGCAUUAAGCCAACGGUUUGGAUUGACAAAUGGGAAGGGCGUUAUUCCAGAAUCAAGGAGUCUUGAUAGUGUUGGGACGUUGGGAAAGACGGUACUGGAUGCUGCAAUUGCUUUAGAUGGCAUCGUUGAUUCGUCCGCUAUCCCGCCUUGUACCCCAACUGUUUCUGGGAAAGAGACCCUUCGAGGCGCUCAAUUUGGAUUACCCUGGAGAGGGGUAUGGGAAAAAGCCAGUCAGAACGAAGCAGCUAGAAAGCAUUAUCAGAUCUUUGAACAAGUAAUAGAGCGUAUAAGGGAAGCCGGAGCAAAUGUAAUUGAAUAUACCGAUUUCCCUAGUGCAGAAGAAAUCAUACCUCCUGGUGGAUGGGACUGGGACUAUCCCACCAAGCAGGGUCACCCAGAGCAAUCGCAAUUUACAGUAGUGAAAACGGAAUUCUACAAUGAUUUGAAGGCUUACCUUGGCAACCUCGCUUCCAACCCAAACAACAUCAGCUGUUUAGAUGAUAUAGUCAAAUACAAUGAAAGGCACGCAGAGACAGAAGGGGGGCGCCCUGGCGUACAUCCCGCAUGGCCCUCUGGACAGGACAGCUUCGAAAUGAGUUUGGACACCAAGGGCGUCAUGGAUGACACCUAUCGCCAUGCCCUGGCGUAUAUCCGUCGAAAAUCCCGCGAAGAAGGUAUUGAUGCAGCUUUGUCAACAAAGGAUGGCAACCAGCUUGAUGGGUUGUUGGUUCCCCUUCAAGCUGAUGGCGGUGUUGCAUGUCAAGUAGCUGCCAAAGCUGGAUAUCCCAUGAUCACGAUUCCCGUUGGCAUCGCAACCGGUGAGAACGACAUUCCAUUCGGUAUUGGAAUGAUUCAGACGGCAUGGCGGGAAGAUAAACUCAUCAGAUAUGGCUCUGUCAUUGAGGACCUGCUGGCUCUGAAAGCAAAACCUACCUUUAAGAACAUUGAUGCCGAUAAUUAUAUGUAUAUUGGGACUCCUGCAAAGUCAUAA
Molecule: messenger RNA, 1500 nt
Organism: Histoplasma mississippiense
Lineage: Eukaryota; Fungi; Ascomycota; Eurotiomycetes; Onygenales; Ajellomycetaceae
Exons: 11
Coding region: 1-1500 (499 amino acids)
Source: RefSeq, a predicted model, not a curated record